AUGACGCUCACGCCGCCACUUUUCCUGGCGCUGACGCUCGGCCUUAUGGGCGUACAGGCCACCGUGGAUCUCCGCACGGCCGCCGCCAUGGCGGCAGGGCUUUGCAAGACGCGCCCCACCGACCUGGUGUUCAUUGUGGACAGCAGUCGCAGCGUACGACCCUCUGAGUUUGAGCAGGUCAAAGUCUUCCUGGCCAAGGUCAUCGAGGGCCUUGACGUGGGCCCCAACGCCACUCGUGUGGGCGUGGUCAACUACGCCAGCAGAGUCAAGAACGAGGUGUCCCUGAAGACGCACCGCACCAAGGCUGCGCUUGUUAAGGCGGUGACCAAAGUGGAGCCUCUGUCCACGGGCACCAUGACAGGCCUGGCUAUUCAAUUCGCUCUCAAUGUGGCAUUCAGCGAGAACGAGGGCGCUCGCGUCAAGUCUCCCGAUAUCAGCAAGGUGGCCAUCAUCGUGACGGACGGUCGCCCCCAAGACAACGUGAAGGACGUGGCCCAGCGCGCACGAGACGCCGGCAUCGAAAUCUUCGCCAUCGGCGUGGGCCGCGUGGACAUGAGCACGCUCAAGCAGAUGGCAAGCGAGCCCCUGGACGACCACGUAGACUACGUGGAGAGCUACAGCGUCAUCGAGAAGCUCACCAAGAAGUUCCAGGAGGCUUUCUGUGUGUCGGACCUGUGCGCCACCGGAGAUCACGACUGCCAGCAGGUAUGCAUCAGCUCCCCCGGAUCGUACAAGUGCGCCUGCAAAGAAGGCUUUACCCUCAUGGACGAUGGACGUACCUGCAGUGCGUGCAGCAACUCUGCGACAGACGUGGUCUUCCUGAUCGACGGAUCGAAGAGCGUGCGUCCGGAGAACUUUGAGCUGGUCAAGAAGUGGAUCAACCAAAUUGUGGACAAGCUGGACGUGUCAGACAGCAAAGCGCACGUCGGCCUGGUGCAGUACUCCAGCCUGGUCCGACAGGAGUUCCCGCUGGGUCGCCAUAACAACAAGAAGGACCUGAAGGAGGCCGUGAAGAAGAUGGCAUACAUGGAGAGGGGAACCAUGACCGGUCAGGCUCUGCGCUACCUCACCGACAAAAGCUUCAGCAUUGGCCACGGCGCUCGGCCGGGCGUCUCCAAGGUGGGCAUCGUUUUCACGGAUGGACGCAGCCAGGACUACAUCGGUGAUGCUGCCAAGAAGGCCAAGGAAAUGGGUUUCAAGAUGUAUGCAGUGGGCGUGGGCAAUGCCGUGGAGGAUGAGCUGAAGGAGAUCGCCUCGGAGCCCACUGGGGAGCACUACUUCUACACCGCAGAUUUCAAGGCCAUGACGCAGAUUGCCAAGAAGCUGCAGAUUAACAUCUGCCAAGAGGAGGAUCCAUGCGAGUGUGACUCCCUGGUUAAGUUCCAGAAGAAAGUAGAAGAAGCCCUGCAAGCACUAACAAAGAAAGUAGAGAGUAUGUCUAAGAGGAUCGCUCUGCUGGAGAACAAAAUUGUGUGA
This is a messenger RNA of Nerophis lumbriciformis (worm pipefish), 1476 nucleotides long. Lineage: Eukaryota; Metazoa; Chordata; Actinopteri; Syngnathiformes; Syngnathidae. The record is from RefSeq and is a predicted model, not a curated record.